Linum trigynum is the source of this 1611-nucleotide messenger RNA. NCBI's taxonomy places the organism in Eukaryota, Viridiplantae, Streptophyta, Magnoliopsida, Malpighiales, Linaceae. The record is from the annotation of a GenBank genome assembly.
GCCCGGCUGCCCCUCAAAUCCCUAAAAUCAGUCGUCGUCGUCGCCGCCGCCGCCCCAACGCUUUCCCUACGAAUCACGCCGCCGCAGCCGAGUACACAGCCGGCCGACAUCACACCAGCGAGUACCGCCGCGAACCACUCUCACAAGUGUGACUUCCGCCAUGGGGAAAAUGACGAAGUUGGGUGCCGUAGCCCCUCUGAAGAAACGAAGCAACAAAGAGCGAAUAGCGUCAAAUUCAGCUCAAAUCGCGGCGAUGUGGAAGAAAUUUGAGGAGACCGAGCGGGUGUUGGAAGCCUUUUCCCGAAGCCAGGGAUACACGUGCCCAUUGGGGCCCUUCAUGGGAGCGCUUCCUCCGUUACCGGCGGCCCCUAUAGUGGACGUAGACAGGGCGAUCGCCGAAACAGACAUGGCAAUGGCCGAACUGCAGAGGGCAAUGAAACACACGGAGAAGAGGGUGAUAGUCAUGUGCCGCAGCCUCGGGUUAGCAUUCCCAAUUGGGGCUUCUUCCAGGCGCAUGCAUCAACCCUAAGGCAGAGGAGUCAUCCGCCGAUCCCACACCUUAGUUUCUGUGCUAAGGUACUCUUCUUCCACUUUGAGCGUAAGUGCUGUAGUAGAUGAUUUAAGAUUUGAAUGUGAUUGUUUUGUAGAUUUAGGGGGUGAAUGGAUUUGGAGAUAUUUGCAUAAAUGGUGAGAUUGAAUUGGGAGUUUUGGAAUUAAACCUAAAGAGAGAGUUGAUCGUGGUCAAAUUGGCGGGUUGUGUGAGGUAUUGAGCCGAAAGCUGAUGAUUUCUUCUUGUGGGAUGUCUUUUACUUGCUUGUAAGUUGUAAAGUCUAGAACUUGCAUGACACCAUGUUGAGAUUGAAUUGCUCACGCACCACUAACUUAACAGAAAAUAGACAAUUAGGAUAAUCUUCUAGCAGAGUAUGAUCUACCUUUUCUAAUUUACCCAUAGAUUAUCCCAAAUGAAACAUUUUCUUCGACAUUCAGCCACAUGGACCUGACCUAUUUCUUGUUUGUUGACCCUUUUGAAACAAUGAGAAUGUAGCAUUAAGACGAUUGUUAGGUUGCUCGUGCAUCAUAGUUGGUUGGUUCAUUUGCUGUGCUUCUUAAGGUUUGUUGAAAUGAUGAUGAUGAUGAUAGUAAUGAAAGAAGUCAACUAUCGUGUGAUGCCUACUUGCAGUUAUGCCCUCCUCCAAUGGCACCCAUGUAUAUGGAAGCGAGCGGUGGAUCGAGAGAGAGUAGUGUGAUUUUGAGUUAGAUUAUCAUUUUCCAGACCAGGUAGUUAUUUCGAUUUGUCACACUGAUAGUGAAUCAAUUUAGCGGGCUAGCACCAUAGCACAUUAUGCUUCUCGAGUAAGAUAGUUAUCUCAUGAGUGAUAGUCACCUACUAGAGGGCAUAUGUAUUCAAGUUGGAAGUUUUGCUGCUUUUUAUCUGAGGUAAGUGGUAUCAUCUCAAACCAUUACCAUGACAAAAAAGAGUCUGCUCUUGUCAUUUUGCAAGGAAAGCGUGCUAUGUGUACAGCAAGCUUGAAAAGUAAUGUAUGGUAUGUGUACUGUAAGCUUGAAAAGAAAACAUAGGGACAAGAUAAUAAAUAAAUGUAAGCAAAAUAA